Molecule: messenger RNA, 5124 nt
Organism: Larimichthys crocea (large yellow croaker)
Lineage: Eukaryota; Metazoa; Chordata; Actinopteri; Sciaenidae
Gene: prdm10
Product: PR domain containing 10
Exons: 24
Coding region: 840-4400 (1186 amino acids)
Biological process (GO): regulation of gene expression
Cellular component (GO): nucleus
Molecular function (GO): protein binding
Source: RefSeq, a predicted model, not a curated record
ACUUGGGGGCGGCAAAGACGUGUAAAUAAUACACCGACUAACGGUCAUCAUCCAGUUGUUGGAAGAAUUAAAUAAAUCUAGAAAUAAAUCGACUAAUUCUCCUUAAUAUAUCCAAAAUUAUUAUAUUUUCAUGAGUAAACUAGUAAAUAAUAGCGCAUAAGUAGAAGAAAGUCACUUCUUUUAACAGGUUUAAUUCUAUUGGACGACGACGGAUGUUUUAAAUUUUCUGAUUGGCUGUUCUAAAACCGAGCACUAAGUUUUAAACCACGAUUAAUAAAACACGUUAGCGGUAACAUUAUCCGUUUCUACACUUUAUUAUAUAAUAUUUUAUAUAAUCAUUAACACGGUUUCGUGAUACUUUUAAAAACGUUAAGUUGUGUUUCAGCAUCUCCCCGAAGUAAAAAAAAAACAAAAAAAACGACCACCAACCAGAAGCUACGCUCCUGCGUGUUGCUAGGCAGAUUAUGUUAAUAUAUGCAAUGCGGCCAUCUCUGCAGCUACCAUUUCUGGAGGUAAGAACAACUUCUACGCUUUCCACAAAAUGUCAGAAAACGACGAACUGCUUCGCGGUCGGUUCCGUGGCUUAACUGCUCGGCAGUCUUUCUGCUAAUACAAAAUAAAUGUGCGGUUUGUUUUGACGCGUUUGCACCGGUAGAAAAAAUACAUUUUAGUCUCUUCGGUCGUCGGUUGUUGUUGUUAGUCCCACCCAAAAUGGAGCCCGGUCUUCCUUGUUCACGGUAGACUUGAAGGGCUGGGCUCAACUAGGACGGGGGGACGGGCUGUCUCCAGAGUGAAGUGAUAGGCGACGUGCUUGGCGACAGGCCUGGCACCGUGCUGCCAUGGAGACCAAGCAGGAACCCUCUGCUGUGUGGAGUCAGGCUGCGAACAAUGAUCCAGGCAACGGUGCACAGGUGCAUUUCGAAGGCGGCACAGUGGCCCAGAUAGUUUACAGUGGAGAUCAGGCAGACCGGGGACAGCAGCAGGUGGUUUAUACAGCAGAUGGGAACUCCUAUACCUCUGUGGAGUCUGCAGAGCACACGCUGGUCUACAUACAUCCUGCAGAUGGCACUCAGGCUGUCUUCUCUGAUCAGCCACAGGUGGCGUACAUUCAGCAGGAUGGUACAACCCAACAGGUCACAGUUUUGCUGCCCAGUGGACCGAACAUGAACGCUGCCAAUCUGCAUGUUCUCAGUAAUGUCGCAGAGGCUCCUCAAGCUAUCCUGGAGCCAGUUUCCCAGGAGCAGCUCUCUGUGUCCAAUUCGCUCCCCUCCAUGGCUGACAUAGCCGACCCCCCGACCAGUCCGCUAGGGGCCACGGACUCCACAGAUGAUUCUGACGAAGAAGAGGAUGAAGACUCUGAGAUGGAUGACUGGGAACCUCGCGAGCCUCAAUCGUUCAACCCUCACAGCCUCUGGUGUGAGGAGUGUAGUAACGCCAACCCCACUGUGUGUCUGAAGCACGGCCCUCUGCACCCCAUCCCCAACCGACCUGUCAUGUCCAAAGCCCGGGCCAGCCUGCCUCUGGUCCUCUACAUCGAUCGCUUCCUGGGCGGGGUGUUCUCCAAGAGACGCAUCCCAAAGCGCACACAGUUUGGUCCCGUAGAGGGACCCCUGGUUUCUCAGAGCGAACUGCAAGAUCACUACAUUCAUCUUAAACUGUGCAUGUUGGAUGCGGAGAAAGAUGGAGAGAAGUCUGACGACACCUGGUUGGACCUUUCUGAUGAAGAUAGUUGUAACUGGAUGAUGUUUGUGAGACCUGCUCAGAACCACUUGGAGCAGAACCUGGUGGCCUAUCAGUACGGCUCAGAGAUAUUUUACACCACCAUCAAGAACAUCCAACCCAAACAGGAGCUCAAGGUGUGGUAUGCGGCCUCAUAUGCAGAGUUUGUCAGCCAGAAGAUCCACGAUGUUACAGAAGAAGAGAGGAAAGUGCUCCGGGAGCAAGAGAAGAACUGGCCUUGUUAUGAGUGUAACCGUCGCUUUGUGAGCUCUGAACAGCUGCAGCAACAUCUCAACAUGCAUGACGACAAGUUAAACUCUGUUACCAGAUCCAGAGGCCGGGGUCGAGGAAGAGGCAGGAGGAGAUUUGGGACAGGAAGACGACCAGGACGGCCUCCUAAAUUUAUACGUUUGGAACCACCAUUAGAUGCUGGUGGAGACAAGACAACAGAGAUGCUGGAAUUGACGGAGAAGCCCCUGGAGGGGCAAGCAGAGGUAGCGCAGAACGGGCUGAAGGUGGUGGAGAUGGAGCCGGAGGUGGAGCCUGUGACUGAGGCAGAUGGCCAGCUUGUAGCUCCUGCAGGGGAGCCGGUCCCAGAGUCCAUCACCACACCCUCCAGUACGGACCUGCCAGGUCCGCUAAAGGAGGACUCAGCACAGAGCAGCCAAUCAGACACCCACCUCACAUCUCAGGACAUGCGCCGUGCCAAGAGGAUACGGAUGGAUGUGCAGAAUGCAGCGCUGCAGCACCUUUUCAUCAGGAAGAGUUUCCGUCCUUUCAAAUGCACCCACUGCGGAAAGGCCUUCCGCGACAAAGACAAACUGGACCAGCACCAGCGAGUCCAUGGUCGCGAUGCCUACGCCUUUUCCUGCCACAUUUGCAACAAGAGCUUCAUGAGCGACUCAGCCCUGGAGGAUCAUCUGGUGGUCCACACGGAGAACCGCUCCUACUCAUGUCUCUUGUGCCCAGAAUCCUUUGAAAGGCUGGACCUGCUCAAAGACCACGUGGGGGUGCACGCCGUGGACGGCUGCUUCACCUGUCCAUCCUGCAAGAAGACGUUUAGUGACUUCAUCCAGGUGAAGAAGCAUAUCCGCUGCUUCCAUUCAGAGAAGAUCUUCCAAUGCCCAGACUGUGAAAAGGCCUUCUGCCGGCCGGACAAACUGCGCUUGCACAUGUUACGGCACUCUGACCGCAAAGACUUCCUGUGCUCGACAUGUGGCAAACAAUUCAAGAGGAAAGAUAAGCUGCGGGAACACAUGCAGCGCAUGCACAAUCCUGACAGAGAGGCCAAGAAGGCCGACCGAAUCCACCGAUCCAAAACCCUCAAACUGAAGGUGCCCACCACCGACUUCGAGAGCUUCAUGUUCAAAUGCAGAGUGUGCAUGAUGGGAUUCAGACGCAGAGGAAUGCUGGUCAAUCAUUUGUCCAAGCGACAUCCAGAGAUGCGUAUUGACGAUGUGCCUGAGCUAACACUGCCAAUUAUCAAGCCCAACAGAGACUACUUCUGCCAGUACUGUGACAAGGUGUAUAAGAGUGCCAGUAAGAGGAAAGCCCACAUACUGAAGAACCACCCCGGGGCAGAAUUGCCUCCCAGCAUCCGUAAAUUGCGUCCGGCUGCUCCCGGAGAGCCGGACCCCAUGUUGAGCACACACACUCAGCUGACUGGCACCAUCGCCACUGCCCCGGUCUGUUGCCCACACUGUGCUAAACAGUACAGCAGCAAGACUAAGAUGGUUCAGCACAUCAGGAAGAAGCAUCCGGAGUUUGCCCAACUCGCCAACACCAUCCAGACUCCUCUGACUACAGCUGUUAUCAGCAGCGCUCCUGCAGUCAUCAGUGCAGAUGGCACAACAGCUGAGACCGUAGUGACCACAGAUUUGCUGACCCAGGCCAUGACGGAGCUUUCUCAGACGCUGACGACAGACUACCGCACAGCGCAGGGAGACUACCAGAGGAUCCAGUACAUCCCCGUGUCCCAGGCAGGAGGCAACUUGUCCCAGCCGCAACACAUUCAGCUGCAGGUGGUGCAGGUGGCUCCGGCUUCCUCCCCACAUUCCCAGCACCCGACAGUCGAUGUGAGCCAGCUGCAUGACCCUCAUGGCUACAGCCAGCACUCCAUCCAGGUACAACACAUCCAGGUCGCUGAGCCCUCAGGCACUGGGCAAGGUGCCACCCAGGUCACAGGUCAGCCUCUAAGCCCAACCUCUCAGCAGCCUAGUCAGGAGCUGAGCCCCACCCAGCUCACCCCUGUCACCUUAGCUCAGAGCCACACCCUGCAGACCAGCAGCACCCAGCAGCAGCAGCAGCAACAGCAGCAGCAGCAACAGCAGCAGCAGCAGCAGGGCACUGUGCAGCACGCUUACAUACCCGGGAACUGGAACUACAGGGGCUACCCAUCUGAGAUCCAGAUGAUGACUCUACCUCACACACAGUAUGUGAUAGCUGAGGCCAGUACGCCUGUAUCUGGAGUCAACAGCAACCAGGUGAAAACGACACACUACGUCAUCUCCGAGGGUCAGACUGAGCUGGAGUCCAAACAAACGGUUCCCCAGAACACGACCCAGGCCCACACCGAACAUCUGGAGCAGCAGUCGACCAAUCAGCAAGCCACCACGCAGUACAUCAUCACCACAACCACCAAUGGCAGCGGCACUAGUGAAGUUCACAUCACGAAACCUUGAACUGUUUCUGCGAGCGCCCGCACAAACCCGCAGACCGAUCCCGCAUGUAGACCUCAGCAGCUUGUACGCACAUGAAUGAACAAACACAGUCAUAUGCACAUUGAUACAGACUUGUGUACAUACAGAGAUAAACGGAUGGGAUGACUUGAUAACCGGCACAGUUUUAUGUGUUUAGGGAGUGUUUAAGAUGUUGAAUGAGCUGAGAGAAUUAAAAUGAGUUGAGAGUUGAUUUUGAACAGGAAACAUACAGAACAGAAACCGAACUGAACGUUUGUUUAGAAUACGCAGCACCGAGAAGAAGCGUAGAUUGUUUUCAGAGACAUUUUAAUUUACUGCUUUUUUUACUGCUGACAACGGACAUUAUAUGAAACACAGGGUUUUCUGUGCAUGUUUGGAAAGUAUGGACAAUGAACGCGAUCAUCUGAAGUAGAGGAAAGGAUUUGUUGCUCGGUACUCCUACAGGUUUAAAAGUUGCGGACAUUUCUUAAAGUAUUUAAAGGAUUUGUAAGAAGCGAGAUAAAACUGUAUCAAACAAUCCUGCAGCUGUCCUUCUAAAAACAGGUCAUCAUGUUUUUGCCCAGAAGACACCAUCUAUUAUAUCGUAUGUUAACAUAUUGUUGCAUUUCAUUUUGAGAAUCUGUAUUUAUUUCCACGCUGAAUUGUCCUGAUUUCCUCAAAAUCCUUUGUCAUUGUCACAACAUCUGUUUUUUUUUUAUAGUAAAAA